AUGGUACGAAGACGUAGCGACAAUGCGGAGCGUUCCAUGACAGAGCUGGAAAUCCAAAUGAAGCGAGGAACUCCGGAGAAAUGCAUCCUGCUUUCCCACAGUGCCCCGUCAGUGCAGAUGUUCUAUGCACUGAGGAUGAGACUUGAAUCAUGCAGUGAAGCAUGGCUACAAGAGUUUCUAGACCUCGAUGGCCUACAAAGUCUAUUGACCUCCCUCUGUCAAAUGACUGGGCGAGGAUUCACAAGUUUCUCAGAUGCUAUCUUUCAACUGGAUUGUAUCUCAUGUAUCCGGAACAUACUGAACACUCAUGUAGGACUCGAUUUCAUGAUAAAAAAUGAUGGAUAUACAUCAAAGCUUUCUCAGGCAUUGAGCAUUAGCAAUACAUUACCCAAGAAGCAGAUCCUAGAAAUGAUGUCAGCCAUCUGUGCCUACAGUAACCUGGGUUAUCAGGCAGUCCUCACAGCACUUGGUCACUUCCAGAAGGAAAUGGACCAGACUCAUCGAUUCAGCAUCAUCAUCAAUGAGCUGAAGUCAGCAGAGACUGUAUCCUACAAGACAGCCAUAUUGACCUUUAUCAACACUGUCCUCAACUGUACCCUUGACCUGGUGGAUCGUAACCGCCUCAGAAAUGAGUUUGUUGGACUGAACUUGCUUGAUGUGCUAACAUUUCUGAGAAAAGAGGAAGCUGACGAUGACCUUCACCUUCAACUUCAGGUAUUUCAUGAAAAGAAGCAUGCUGAUGAGGAAGUGCUGUAUCAGGAUCACUUUGUGGACUUCAACAGUCCUGAGGACCUGGUAGAUCUCAUACAGAGCAAGAUAUUUGGAACUCCAAAAAUGGUUUCUUUUGUGAACAUCCUGCAAGAUCUACUGGCUAUAGACAGUGUCUAUAACAAAAACAGCACAAAGCUCUGGAAAAACAUUGACAACCUGGUCCACCAAGCCAUUCACACCUGUGGUUACGAUGAAGUUCAGUCUUGCUCCAAGAAUGACAUUUUGGCCCUUGACCUCUUACCUGAUGACUGUGACCUUGGCUUGCAAUAUAUAACCAAUUACCAACUGCAGUCAGCUUUUGCACCAAAGGGCAUGGCAGGGUCAAUGACAAAAUCAACUGAUAUCAAAAGUAUGUCACAGCGAAAUUCAACCAGCCCUUUGUUGUUGAACAGAGACCACAACAAGUGUGAAAAUGAUACUGGAGUUGAGUUGACUAACAGUAGUGAUGAAAGGUCAAAGGUUGCAUACAGGACUAAUAUGUUGGAGUCACUAGACCGUAGCCAUUACGAUAAUGUAUUCCUCAGUGAGAAGGAGAUGAGUCUUAGUGCUGAUACACCUACUAACAAGUCAGCGCUACAGCGUAGGUACCAGAUCAAGAAAAUACCAACUCCUCAGCCUCACAAGACAUUAAAGCAUCUCUCCUGGCUCCGACUCGGGGACAAUACUGUUGACAGACAUAAAGACAGUGUAUGGAUGGUAUCAAGUGGGAAUCAUCGAAUGUCUCCUGACUUUGAGGAGUUGGAACGUCUUUUCCAGGUUCAGGAGCGACAUGAGGAAGACAUGAAUGAGGUGAUUCUACUGAACCCACAGACACGUAGAAACCUGAACUUGUUUCUGGGUCGGAUGGAGAUCAGUGCCGAGGAACUGAUACAGAGUUUGGAGACAGGAAACUCUGUGAUUGUCAAUCUUCCAACCCUACGAUACCUCCUCCACGUACUGCCCCAACCCCAGGAGAUUGCCACACUACAGUGCUUUGAUGGUCAGAGGCAUGACCUUGGAAUGCCAGAACAGUUUGUACUUCUGCUAGCAGACAUCCCAGACUAUGAAAUCCUUAUACAGGGACAUCUGACCAGAGCAGAGUACACUUCAAGCCUCCAAAAGCUGAAGAGCUCGCUCAAUGUGAUGAUAAUGAUGUGUAAAAAGAUCAUGCAGAAUUCUGACCUUAAAGAGUUUAUGCACUUCGUGCUACACAUCGGUAAUUUUCUGAAUCAUGGAUGUCUUCAUGGAGAUGCGAUGGGAUUUAAGGUGUCAAGCUUGGAGCGCCUGAUGGAUGUCAAGUCAACCCUGCCUAAUCAGUCGUUACUCCAUCACAUCGUUAAGAUGGCUGAACAGAAGGAUAAAUCCAUGCUACAAUUCAUUGACGAGCUACUCCCUUUGGAAAAGGCCGUCAGUUCGUCACUAUAUGACAUGAAAGGGGAGAUAUCCAAGUUUAAUAAACAGCUGUGUUCCUUUGUUCAACUUCUGGCUUCUGGUGACCAUCAUAUGAAGGACAGAUUCCAUUCUUUUAUUGAGGAGGUGAAGAUGGAGUUACGGGACAUCCAGACAUUGACUAACACACUGCGGGAGUCCACCCAACAUCUAGCUCACUAUCUGUGUGAGGAUCUUGGCCAGUUUGAGCUGGAGAGUACGCUCAAGUGUCUACACACAUUCUGUAGACAGGCCAAGAAGUGUCAAAAGGAAAAUGAAAGUUUUCAAAAACAGACCCAGGUGGCCAGAAAAAGAGUGGACAUGAAAUGUCUGACCAAGAACAGACUGCUGUCUUUAGAGUUUGGUAAAGAUGCAGGGGCAAGCUCUUCUAUGAUGGAGGACAGAAACAAAAUUCUGGAGAAGAUUCUGGAUGACCUUCACCGUGGAAAUUUCCGCCCAACGGUGACUCUGGAGGCUCAUACCCCAGACAUGGACAUGGAUCCAAUGGAGUUCAGUGACAUCAGUUUUGUUGGCAGCCCCUUUCCUAUGCGACCUUCAUGUGAGGCCAUGGAGGAAGACUUUCUUACCCCACCAAGCAAGAAUGUUGGUCCUCGCACAAGCUCAGAAGCAGAUAUACUGGCAGAGGAUUCACAACAAGAUAUCACAGCUGAUUUCUCUAAAGACUGCAUUGAAAACUAUGAUGAGGAACCAAAAAAUUGGAUAGUGCCCAAUACUCUAGAAACAUUUCCAGACCGUCGUUUGGACAUGGUGAAAAAACAAACCAAGCACCAGGGCCACAAUCGCAGCCGAAGUGAUCUUGCUAAUUCUAUUAUCACUGCAGAGAAGUGGAUGAAGUAUGAAGAACUACGGCAUCAGGAAUCAUUGCAUGAAGAUAUGGCAGCUCCCUUGGCUGAACCCGAGAGUAUGUGUGCAAUCUCAACACUUAAUCUGGAAAAUAACGGAAGAUUUGUCGACAGAGAUGAUGUCAAGUAUUUUGAAGAACAGCAGAAGGAGAUUAAGCAGGAAAACGUUUGUUCUGUAGAGGAGGGACCAAUUGUGAAAUUGCCACUUUCAGAACUUUUGCCUGAUAUGAAAAGCUGCAUGGAUACUAAAGAGAUGGCAAGCAAAAGGCCAGAAAAGAGGUCAUCUGUCAGUAACUUUUUCAACAAAAUAUCUCGAGCAGUGCUUAAACCCAAGAAUGUAUACAACACUCCAGGAUCCAAUGUAUCGUCUAAUACAAAGAGUCAGAAAGACGGCUUCAGAAUGUUUGGUCGAAGGAAGACGACCUCGUCACUGACCUCAGAAAACAAAGAGAAUAUAGCAGUAGUUGAACGUAUGUCACAAAGGUUAUCAUCUGUUGAUAAAAAGUUUGCAGUACAAGAACUCAGAAAAAUUAAAAACAACAAACUUCGAGCCUCUAAAGGAAAAUAA
Ylistrum balloti is the source of this 3609-nucleotide messenger RNA. Its product is annotated as inverted formin-2-like. The transcript is spliced from 16 exons. Gene Ontology annotation, molecular function: actin binding; small GTPase binding. Lineage: Eukaryota; Metazoa; Mollusca; Bivalvia; Pectinida; Pectinidae. Bases 1 to 3609 code for a protein of 1202 amino acids. Gene Ontology annotation, biological process: actin cytoskeleton organization. The record is from RefSeq and is a predicted model, not a curated record.